UCAUUGCCUGAUCUGUGAUCCAUCCUUCGUGUUAGGCAAAAUUUCUGAAUCGCAGUACUGGCGAAAGUAACGAUGAAUCUUGUGUCAACGAUAACCUCACCUCCUUCCUCCAAGUUUACAUUAGAUGAAUGGCAUCUCAACAAUCAGUUCAGACAGCGAUGUGCUCAGGCGCAACAGGAACGAGCAGACAGGAUUUUAAUCGAGGCAAAGCGCAUGUGCGAAUCAGUCGCGGGAAUUGUGAAGACCAACAAGGAAGAGACGGAACAUCAGCUAAGAGAAAAACUGAACGACAUUGAGUUUCGGGAGAAGGAGCUAUUGCUGAUUAGAAAAGAUAUCGCUUUGGAAAUUGACGGGCUGUUGACUUACAAGCAACGAAUCGCGAAUACUCUAACAUCCGUGAAAAGAAAUUCACUCGCAAUUUGCGAGAAAUGUCUCGCUGCCAGAGAACACAGAUUAGGUAUCGAUUUGGUUCACGACGAUGUCGAAAAAGAAUUAUUGAAGGAACGCGAAAUGAUCCAGGAGGCGGAAAAUUUGUUGGCACGCGUUUUGGAGGAAAUUUGCGAAGAAAUUCGUAAAAUGAAGGCGACACUGUACUGUAUCGACAACGACUAUGAAAAUAAAGAGUGUAAUCUACAUAUCGAUCGUCGUAACGUGGCUUUGAAGGAAACUGACUUUAAUUUGAAUACUUGUAUUCAGAGUACUUUGCAUCCCGAUACAUCGAUGACAAUGAAUGAGUGGGAACAGCAAACAGACAACAAUGUUAUUGACGCAAAUAAACAAAUGAAUGGCGCAAAACAAUUGCGUUCUUACAUCGAUAUGAUUAUUAAGCAAACUAUUGACGGCCUGAAUGGACAAAAAGAUGCCACAAACAAAGCCUUCAAGCGCCGUAUCGAGCAAACCCAAGAGGCUAAAACGAAAUUGGAACUUCAGCACUCAGAAAUAGUAAAACAAAUUGCUGCUAUGUCGGACAAUAUCACACAAAUAAAAAAUUCUAUAGCUGAUAAGGAGGGCUACAUGGCUCUAGUGAACACGAGACUAGGAUCUCGAUGUCAGCGCCCGGAGACAGAAGUUACUCGGGAUUUGGCCGAGGCUAAUCUCGUGAAGGAAAUAUAUGUCUUACGGAAAAUCGUUGCGACCUUGCAGCAAAUGCUUUGCGAGGCAGAAACAUCGCUACGUUAUUUAUUCAAGACACAGGUUCAACUUGAAGAAGAUAUUAACGUGAAGACGAAUAGUUUGCAUAUUGACGACGUUAAAUGCAUGAUUCUGCGUCAGAGCAUGGACUAUUAUGCACACUAAAAUGUCAGUAUAAAUAAUUAAAAAGUCAGUCAAAUAAUUUGUCCUAUUACACUGGAUAAAAGACAACUGAUAUGUGUUUUUUAAUAUUUGGAAGAAUGAUCCAACCUUCAUAGAAUAUAUUUCGAGAAAAAUAAAGAUGAAGAUUUAAUACAUAAUUCAAAAAAUAUAAAUAACAGUAAGAUUCUUUAUAAUCGUUCAAGAAGUCAAGUAUAAUCAAUUUUCUUCUCUUUAAUUGUAUUCACUGACAAGCUUAACCUUUAAAAAAGUGGGUAAAAAAGAGGCAAUUAGUAAAAAUGGCACAACUAGUAAAAAAUAAAACUCUUUUAAUUAAUUUUAGAUGCCCAUAAGGCAUAUUAAAUCUUUUUUGUUUUAAGUAGUUUAGAUAUAUAGAUUACCUAUUUUGUUAACAAAAAAUAAAAAAUAAAUUUUGUAGGAUCAUUUUUGCAUAACCGGCCAUGUAUAAAUAGUAUUUUUGCUUAUCUCUGUAAGUUGAAUAAAAUCAAACAGCAGUUUUAUUCAGUAGUAAUUAUGUCCAGUUACAAUUUACAUGUAAAAUUUGCAAUUUUGACAAACUAUAUUCUAUUUUUCUUAUCAAUAAUAAUUAAUCUCUUAUCAUUAAUUUCUUAUCAAUAUUCAUUAAUCUCUUAUCAACAUUCUGCAUGUAAACAGAACGCGAUAAUUUACGUAUUCACACCUACAAUCGUAGUGAAGCAAAAUAAACUAUCGUUUUUCUUUUUCUAUUAC
Odontomachus brunneus is the source of this 2040-nucleotide messenger RNA. It is a transcript of the gene Tektin-C, whose product is annotated as tektin-1. The transcript is spliced from 6 exons. The record is from RefSeq and is a predicted model, not a curated record. Bases 73 to 1296 code for a protein of 407 amino acids. Gene Ontology annotation, cellular component: microtubule cytoskeleton; nucleus. Lineage: Eukaryota; Metazoa; Arthropoda; Insecta; Hymenoptera; Formicidae. Gene Ontology annotation, biological process: cilium assembly; cilium movement involved in cell motility.